This is a messenger RNA of Nymphaea colorata (pocket water lily), 456 nucleotides long. Its product is annotated as glycine-rich cell wall structural protein-like. The record is from RefSeq and is a predicted model, not a curated record. The coding region runs from base 1 to 456 and encodes 151 amino acids. The transcript has a single exon. NCBI's taxonomy places the organism in Eukaryota, Viridiplantae, Streptophyta, Magnoliopsida, Nymphaeales, Nymphaeaceae.
AUGACAAGAGACAAGGUAUACGCCCACCCAGGCGGCUUUAUCUCCGGCGGCACUAUAUCCGGCGGAGGCACGGGAAUGUCUGGAAACGGCGGCGAUGGUAUAGGCGGCACCGGCGGCACGACAUCGGGUGGCGAAACCGGCGGGACGUCCGGUCCCGGAGGCGACGGCACCGGUGGUUUGGGGAAGUCGGGUCCUGGAGUUGGCGGCGGUGGCAAUGGAUCGUCAAUUCCCGGCGGAGGCCACACAUCAGGCUUGGUCGUGAGCACGCUGAAAGUCCAGGACUCGAGCAGAGGCAUCGCCGGCGUGCCCGUUUCCGGCUUGCAUGGAGUUGAGAGAGUCCGGAGGAUGCGUCUGCUGGUGGUUCGAAGCGGCGGCAUGGCGGAAGGUACAGGGACGUACUUUCCGAAAAUGGUGAUGCUCAAGGUGGAAGACGCCAUUGUAAAGCCGAGCGACUGA